AUGAACCUGGACGCAACACUCGACACGGCGGAGGAGAUCCGGUUUCUAAGCAAGGUGAGCGGUCUGGUAAAGGGGCUGGCUCGUUCCACCCACUUCACGCACCAAGAGCUAGAGGUAGUGCUGUUGGUGUACUAUAAAAUUCUAAAGAGUGAUCCGGACGCUGCUGGGGGACAAAUUUCACGCCAGCAGCUAACCACCGUCUUUGAUACGGCAUUCGGUAUCACAGAUACGGCCGUUAUAAGACGCAUCUACGCUGCGCUGGACGGUGGCAACAGUUCGCACGUGUCGAUGGAAACUUGGGCCCGGUUGGUGUCACUGUACGUGCGCGGUACGCUCGAGGAAAAGAUCGCGUACUGCUACCGGGUGUAUGACAUCCAGCGCGAAGGGAUGAUAAGGCGUGACUAUUUGAUGAUACUGUUGCGCGGAUGCGUACGGCAGGAGGAAGGUGUCGACGAGGCGGUAAAGGAUUUGGUCGAUAUCUUGAUGACGCGGCUCGAUCAGGAUCGGGAUGGGGCGAUCUCGUUUGAAGAUUAUCGGAAAAGUGUGCUCGGAACGCCACUGUUGCUGGAAUGUCUUGGACAAGCGCUGCCAGAUCGGAUCCAUGUGGAAGCGUUUGCAACGACCUUUCUUGUGAUUUAG
Molecule: messenger RNA, 639 nt
Organism: Anopheles maculipalpis
Lineage: Eukaryota; Metazoa; Arthropoda; Insecta; Diptera; Culicidae
Product: calaxin-like
Exons: 1
Coding region: 1-639 (212 amino acids)
Biological process (GO): calcium-mediated signaling
Molecular function (GO): kinase binding; calcium ion binding
Source: RefSeq, a predicted model, not a curated record